AUGUUCGCGCACGCGGCGCUUCUCGACUCCGACGUCACGACGGCGAUUCGCAUAUUUCGCCAUAUUGGCGAUGUCGCCAUGGUGUACGCCCUCGAGCAGAUCGAGCACAUCGAGGAGAAGAAUCUGCUGUCGGCGCAAGUCGCCGUCAUUCUCGGACGAUACGACGAGGCCGAGAAUCUGUUUCUGUUGAGCUCGCAACCGAAUGAAGCGCUCAAUAUGCGUCGCGAUCUCCUCGAAUGGGACCACGCGCUGGUGCUCGCCGAGAAGAUGGACCUCUCGCAAAUACCGUACCUGUCGAAGGAAUACGCGCAGAAGCUCGAAUUGAUCGGCGACGACGCAAACGCGCUCCAAUACUACGAGAAGGGCGUGAUCGACGACGACGACGGCGGCGGCGUCGAGCAUCAGGAGCACAAUGAGAUCUGCCUUUCAGGCAUCGCGAGGAUGUCGAUCAAAACCGGCGAUUUGAGAAGAGGCAUCCAAUUGGCGAAGGAGCUUGAAGGAAGAGUUGUUAAACGUGAUUGCGCCCUAAUUCUUGAGCAAUUGAAGCAAUAUACCGAAGCUGCGCAAUUAUAUGAAAUUGGCUUGUUUUUUGAUAGAGCUGCCGCGGUGUGCCUCAAGGCGAAUGCAUGGGGAAAAGUCGGCGAGCUUCUCGACAAAGUCAAAUCGCCAAAAAUUCACAUCCAAUACGCGAAAAUAAUGGAGAAGGAGAGGAAAUUCAAACAAGCGGCGAUGUGCUACGAGCGCGGUCGCGACUACGACAACCUCGUGCGCGUGCUCCUCGAGCCGCUCAACAUGCCCGAAGAAGCGGUGCGUGUCGUGCGCGAAAGUCGCAGUAUCGAGGGCGCGAAACUCGUGGCGAAGUUCUUCUCGCGUCUCGGCGACCACAGUUCGGCAAUCCAGUUUCUCGUCAUGUCGCAAUGCUACCAAGAGGCGUUCGACGUCGCCGAGCGUUUCGACGCCGUCAGCGACUACGCGUCGGCCAUCGAGCAAUGGGGAAGCGGCGAGCAGGCCGUCGAGCUCGCCGAGCACUUCGCCGCCGCCGGCGAUCAUUUGAACGCGGCGCGGUUCCACAUCAAAGCGGCACGCUACGCGACCGCGAUGCGAUCGCUGAUGCAAAUCGCGAAUCGCGACGACGCGCUUCUCCUCGCCACCGAGUGCGCCAUCAAAUCCAACGAUCGCGAGCUGAUCGAUCGGCUCAUCGAGCUGCUGACGGGACACGCCGACGGCCAACCGCGAGACGCCGGCUACCUGUUUCGCCUCUACGUCGGCCUCGGAAUGGUGAAGGAGGCGUCGACGACGGCGGUGAUCGUCGCGAACGCCCAUCAGAAUCGCGGAGCGUAUCGUGUCGCUCGCGACGUCCUCUUCCAGAUGUACAUGAAGCUCGACGAGCGCAACAUGCGCGUCCCGCUUGAGAUGCACAACAGCCUCAUGCUCGUCCAUUCCUAUAUGAUUGUCAAGCCGCUGAUCGCGAGAAAGGAGACGUCGAUGGCGGCGAGAAUGCUGAUUCGCACCUACGUCGUCCAAAUUCUGACAAGCGCCGUCGUGAUUUGCACACAGGCGAAUCUUCGCAAAUCCGCGCACAAAUGGGCCACCGCUCUCAUGAAUCCCGAUUAUCGUCCGAAGAUCCAUCAGAAGUACAAGAAGAAGAUCGAGGACAUCGUGAGGAAGGGCAUCAACGACGACGAUGUUGGCGAACCGAAAUCGCCGUGUCCGUUUUGCGAGUAUUCGCUCGAAGAGUCCCAGUUGACAUGCCCAAAUUGCCGGAAUUCUCUUCCCUAUUGCGUGGUUACGGGCCGUCAUAUCGUUGUCGACGACUUUUGCCGAUGCUCAUAUUGCCAUAUGCCAGCGUACUUUUCGGAAUUCAAGAAACUUGCUUCGCUUGGCGAGAAAUGCCCGCUGUGCGGCGCCGAGCCGGGCGACACGAUUCCGUCGAACGCCAAAGAGUACAUCGAGAGCAUUUCGAUCGACCGUCCCUAA
Molecule: messenger RNA, 1977 nt
Organism: Caenorhabditis bovis
Lineage: Eukaryota; Metazoa; Nematoda; Chromadorea; Rhabditida; Rhabditidae
Source: the annotation of a GenBank genome assembly